Molecule: messenger RNA, 819 nt
Organism: Mangifera indica (mango)
Lineage: Eukaryota; Viridiplantae; Streptophyta; Magnoliopsida; Sapindales; Anacardiaceae
Product: non-specific lipid transfer protein GPI-anchored 12
Exons: 3
Coding region: 61-633 (190 amino acids)
Source: RefSeq, a predicted model, not a curated record
CCAUAUAAACUCUUAUCCAUCCAUCUCUAACUCUUCACUAACUUCCUCUUCUUCACAAAAAUGGGCACCCUGCGAUCAUUUUCAACCAUGUUAAUGAUGGCAGCGUUGUUGAUGGCGUUGGUUUCAUUUUCAGCUGCUCAAGCACCAGCUCCUGAGCCCUCCUCCUCCGCCGCUUUUAGCCCCUCAGCUAUACCUAUGGGGCCAUCAGCUAUGGGGCCGUCGCCAUCAAAUGACUGUUUAAAUCAACUACUUAAUAUGUCCGAUUGCUUGUCGUAUGUGACGGCCGGGAGCAAUGUGACGGUCCCGGACAAGCCGUGCUGCCCUGAGCUGGCGGGGCUGGUGGACAGCAACCCUAUUUGCUUGUGUACUCUUCUCGGUCAAAGUUCUAGUUUCGGCAUCAACAUUGAUCUCAAAAGGGCUCUUAAGCUCCCUUCUGUCUGCAAUGUUACUACUCCUCCCGUUUCUUUGUGUUCAGCUGUGGGUGUUGGAGUUCCAUCUCUAAGUCCAAGUGCAGGACCCGUGCCUGGUUUAGCUGCUAGUCCUUCAUCAGGAGACAAUAAGAGUGGAGCUUCAAGCAUGGAAGGCUACGUUUUGGGUGUGGUUGUUGGCUUGCUUUUCGCAAUUCUAAUUUAAGGGAUUUGUUUUGUUAUGAUAUUGCUACUUUAACAUCAUUGGAUUGGUUUUUAUUGACUUAUAUUACUACUUUAGGCUUUUAUUUUAGUCGAUUCGCAUUCAUAAUAUAAUAGGAGUUGUGUUGAAUUCCACAUUUGUUAUUUCAAUUGAAGGUUGCCUAAUGAUGGAAUAAUGUUUGCUCUCCCA